Exaiptasia diaphana is the source of this 1842-nucleotide messenger RNA. RefSeq lists its product as uncharacterized. The record is from RefSeq and is a predicted model, not a curated record. Bases 282 to 1043 code for a protein of 253 amino acids. The transcript has 2 exons. NCBI's taxonomy places the organism in Eukaryota, Metazoa, Cnidaria, Anthozoa, Actiniaria, Aiptasiidae.
GAUCUGCUAAAUGGUGUGGCGUUUCAUAUCAUUUUGGCUUUUGCACAUCCGAAGCACGAAUAACAACUUAACCCUUUCAAAGUGCUAUUCAAAAAAUGCAGAUUUGCGAAAGAAGAUUCGUAAUUCCACAUCAYGACCUCGUGACCCCCUGACAUUUACACGUCACUAGUAGAGUUGUCAUAGUAACUUUCACAGUCAAAWAGGAGAUGCGAAUCUCGUUUUUACAGAWCAAGCGMAAACGUUAAAGCGAUCCACMAAGAAAGCUUCACUGAAUUUCCAYUAUGGCUGCGAUGAAAGUAUUUUGGUUAAUAACGCUCUUGGUGGUGGCUGAAGAAGCAAUGGCGGGAGUUUUCUGGGAGACCAAAGACAAGGCAACAGAACGACUUCAAAUAAUUCCACCAUCUGAAGAAACGGCGAAGAAGAUGGAGCUAUUCCUGUUUGAGCGUCCCUCAUUUCGUUUGGUUAAGCGCUCCAUUAAAAGACCAGAAGACGUCCUCUUCAUCAUCGAUUCGUCAAAGUCAGUACCAGAGGCAAACUUUACACGGGGAAUACGAGCUUUACAAAACCUUGUUACCAAGUUUCGGCCGAACACCAAAUUUGCCGCCAUAUUGUUUUCGACCAAAGCAAAAGUUAUGUUCAAGUUUGUCUCGCCUCAGAAAGCAGUAAAAAACCUCGCUGGUAUUCGAUAUCAUAGCGGCUUUACGAAUACACAGGCCGCUUUACGAAAAGCUGGUAGACUAUUCGCAAGCAAAAARUCUGGCGCGAGGGGAUAUGCUAGCAAACGAAUCUUCAUUUUGUCUGACGGACAGUCGAAUAUCAAAAAACAAAACACUCUGUAUCUGGCGUAUUUGUUGAAGGAUAUGGGAGUUGAAGUUUUCGUCAUGGCUGUCGGUCAGCGCAUAGAAGGAAUUAACGAGCUGGCAAUGGUUGCAACAUCUACAGAUAAACACUUAUACAGAGUCGGUCAAAUGGAGGAGUUUAUAAAAGUGGUCAACGAAAUUCCCAAUGACCCGAGCUACGAUAAGUUUAACUCCAGGCGUUAAGCGAAUAGCUUUACGAUGUUUAUAGYCAAACUAUUUAGCAAGAGUUAACUAGAAUAAAUGGGGGCGACACUGAAAAAGGGGUGGAUGACCUCGGAAAAAAUAAAACAUUCUAUUACAACGAGAUCAGAUCAUAUGGCAGAUGGGAAAUGGCCACAAUGGCUAAAUGUUGACUGAUAAUCACUUUAUCCUAAAACGGAGGGUAGCUUUAUAACUUUAAACGAUACAACGAUAAUCCACAUCCUUAAGCAAAGAGUCGCCCUUGUAUAAUGGGCUAUAUGUAUAGAUAUGAACAUUUUGUGAUUUAAUUGAACCUUAYAUAUCGUGUACAUAAUGUCAAUAAUUGCAAACAGUUCCCAAAGCCUUUUUAGCUAUAUGCAUGAAAAGUACGACAAAAAAAUGUAUGCCUAAAUAAUAAGAGAGAUAUGGAGAGAAGUAUAAUAGUAAGGGAUAAAUAAAAAUUGAAUAAAUACAAGGACAUGACAGGKAAAAAACUCGCUACUGGAGAAUUGCACCUUUACCGAAUGAAUUAUGUGUCAUGCCUAAGACCAUAUCACAUAAUCACAUUGUCUGGAAAUUGAACCCAAGGAUUAAAAGUAUCAAGAAAAGUGCUGAAAUACCCUUCAAAUACGAAUCCCCAAAAAUAUUCUAGUAUUGCGUGAGCUAGACAUCAUUCCGGCCCUUCAUAGUUCAUAGUUCAUAUAGUACAGGGCAAGACUUACUUGCAUGAUCGAAGUCUGAGGGUUUCGUAGAAGAUUCUUGAAGGCGCGUCCAGAAACGUAAUAAAGCUAUUGAAAAAAUU